Molecule: messenger RNA, 2489 nt
Organism: Eubalaena glacialis (North Atlantic right whale)
Lineage: Eukaryota; Metazoa; Chordata; Mammalia; Artiodactyla; Balaenidae
Gene: RNF114
Product: ring finger protein 114
Exons: 6
Coding region: 34-720 (228 amino acids)
Biological process (GO): protein polyubiquitination; ubiquitin-dependent protein catabolic process
Molecular function (GO): ubiquitin protein ligase activity
Source: RefSeq, a predicted model, not a curated record
GGCCGCCGUUGCCCUGCGCUCAGCGGCGGCAAGAUGGCGGCGCAACUGCAGGAUCGUGAUGGUGGUUCGCAGCUGGCAGGGCCCGCGGCGGAGGCCGACCCCCUGGGCCGCUUCACGUGUCCCGUCUGCCUAGAGGUGUACGAGAAGCCGGUGCAGGUGCCCUGUGGACACGUCUUUUGCUCUGCAUGCCUGCAGGAAUGUCUGAAGCCGAAGAAGCCUGUCUGUGGGGUGUGUCGCAGCACUCUGGCACCUGGCGUCCGAGCCGUGGAGCUCGAGCGGCAGAUUGAGAGCACAGAGACUUCUUGCCAUGGCUGCCGUAAAAAUUUCUUCCUAUCCAAGAUCCGUGCACAUGUGGCCACCUGUUCCAAAUACCAGAAUUACAUCAUGGAAGGUGUGAAGGCCACCACCAAGGAUGUGUCCCUUCAGCCAAGAAAUGUCCCAAACCGUUAUACGUUUCCUUGUCCUUACUGUCCCGAGAAGAAUUUUGAUCAAGAAGGACUUGUAGAACACUGCAAGUUGUUCCAUAGCACGGACACUAAAUCUGUGGUUUGUCCAAUAUGUGCCUCGAUGCCCUGGGGAGACCCUAACUACCGCAGCGCCAACUUCAUAGAGCACAUCCAGCGCCGGCACCAGUUUUCUUACGACACUUUCGUGGAUUACGACGUGGAUGAGGAGGACAUGAUGAACCAGGUGCUGCAGCGCUCCAUCAUCGACCAGUGAGCAGGCUCUGCUGGGGCUCGUGUUCCAGAGCUUCCAUUACGUGUUCAGCGGGAAACGUGUGACUCCUCCACCUAAAUGUACAACAGACCUGGAAGUGAGCCGUGGUAUUAGGACAGGGUCACUUCCGACAGGGAACAGGUCCCCAGAUCAGAGCCCUCCUUUCCUAGGGCUCUUCCCCUACUGUUUACCCUGUUUGUCGCAUGUCUGGUCUUGCUCCUCAGCCACGUCCUGCAGCUUCUCCCUCCUUUUUGGAAGGGAACCCAGCUUCUCCACCUGUCCUUGUUUCACAUUUGAGCCUCGUGUCCGAUGUUGACCUCUCAGGUCCUCUGAGCCAGCCAGGACCUUUUCUGGGUCAUGAAUAGCACAGAUGAGGCAAGCGUCUCCUCUCCUUGUCCCCGGGGUGUGUGAGCUCUGGCAAUAAUGCAUCUGAUCAGUGAUGGAGCUCCUUCUGUGCUGUGCAAGUUCCUGUUAGUUGGUCCUCGGCAGCAGCUGCCAGAAGCUGGAGUUACCUCAUGGGAAACAUUUCACACGUCCUGUUGGGGUGAAUGUUCUGGACUUAACAUGCUCUGGUGCUGGAAGUUUUGCUUAGUGAUAUUUUCCUACCAUUCCUGCACACCCUUAGGAGUAACUGGUUCAAUCUUAAAUGCCUGCAUGGUGCCUUUUUAGGAUAAAGGUGUAACCACAUAUUUUUAGUGAAAGUAAGUGUUUCUGGCUUAGGAAAGUUAAACUCCAUUUAUCCAUAAGUGGGGAGGAGGGUCACCUAAGUGAGGUGGGAGGGCCAUAGCUUUUUGGUUCUGAUUUUCAAACUAAUGAAGUAUUUUCCAAUGACUUGGUUAUGUUUGCUUCUCUGUUGGGGAGCCUGCUUAUGUUCCUGUCCUUGAAGCACAAAAAGGAGUCCUCAAAUGAAUAAGAAGUCUGGGCGCUCCAGUGGAUACUCGUUCUUUUAUUUGGUAAUUUAGAUUAAACUGCGUGUUGCUUUUCUAUCACGAAUGGUUUCCGUAUAAAACUGGUUUCAACACGUAAGUUGGUGUGUGAAGACCUGCCUUCUAAAGCAGAGGGGUUGGGGAGGUCUGGCAUCGCCGCUGCUGUCUCUGACAAGACACGCUGUUCAGAAGGCACAGCACACUUCCUGGGAGCAGUCGGUAAUGGAAACUGGCCACUGGAAACUUGCUUUGCUAAUAGCUCCGGAAGCUUGAAGUUCGACUGUUUCACGAAUAUUAAUAAAUACAAGGCUAAGCGCUGUCUAAUCUGUAGGAGCAGAGCUUCUGAUCCACCAAAAGGCAUCUGGGUUUAGGUUCAUUUUUCCUUGUUAGACCGCUUGUCUGAAUAUGGACAUUGUUUAUGGUCAGUGGCUGAGGUUUCAGAUGACAAGGGGCUCUGGGCCUGUGCACUGCGCUGUGGGCCUCGCGCUGCCUGCCAGCGAGAGCUGCACAUGCCCAGGGCCCAGCAAAGACGGGCCCUUUGGGGGCAAAGUAACUUUUUCUAAUGUGCUGUUGCUUGGGAGGGCCCGGAUGUUAUGGUCAGCUUCUUCACUGUAAUUUCUGGAAGAAGUUCAUCUCAGUCUAAGUUUAGAGGGAAAUUUGACAAAACCUUCAUUUGCGGGACGUGAUGAUGGUGGUCUCACUGGUGAUACCAAGAAACUGAGUUCCUUGUAUUAAGUGCACUUCAUGUAUUUCUAAUAAGACGACUUUCCAGAAAGUGACAUUUGUUAUGUUCUGGCUUUUAAAAGGUGAAAUAUAAAUAAAUUUCAUAAUUUAUCCAACUGGUAA